Phytomonas sp. EM1 is the source of this 537-nucleotide messenger RNA. Lineage: Eukaryota; Euglenozoa; Kinetoplastea; Trypanosomatida; Trypanosomatidae. The record is from the annotation of a GenBank genome assembly.
CUUUAUUCCACCGAAUAAUCUAGUUGACAAGCAAUGAGAGCUUCUGAAGACGGAUGGGGUGAUAUGGUAAUGCCCGGUGUUUACAUGAUUUCAAGAACCUCCCAAAAUAUUAGGAAUUACUUGAAACCUUCAUCAAGCCAUGAUCGAGUAAUAGAUUUUGAGCAGUUACAUAAGGAUGUCGAAAAACUUCAACUUGAUAUUGAACAGUUGGUAAAUAGUAAUAAAGAAAUUCUGACUUACAUAAAUACCAUAGGCGGUGAUAAAGAUGUCCUAUCUUGUAUAGAGGGUGAACCGAGCUAUACGUGCCCUGAAGAUGAUGUUGAUAUUUUUAUCGAUGCUUUGAAGGAAAACGAUCUGGUUAUAAGAAAAAAACAACGCGAAUUAGACCAUCUAAGGAAGAUUAUGAAUGGAUUGCGUUGUGGAUGUGCUCACCAUGCCUUGUUUGAGGAUCAAAGAGCUCAACACACUGAAAGUGUAACACCAAUUGAUCAUAUCAUUUUGUAAGCAUUAUGAUAGAUAAGCUUAUAGUUACAAUUA